This is a messenger RNA of Entamoeba invadens IP1, 507 nucleotides long. RefSeq names its product myosin heavy chain. The transcript has 2 exons. NCBI's taxonomy places the organism in Eukaryota, Evosea, Mastigamoebida, Endamoebidae. The annotation marks the transcript as partial. The record is from RefSeq and is a predicted model, not a curated record.
UUCAACUUAGAUGAAGCAAAUAACACUGAAGAAAAAUUGACUAAAAAGGCGAAUUACUUGACAGUCCAAGUUGAUCAACUCACUGAUGAGAAGAAGAAGAAUGAGCAAGAUUUGGAGAAAUUGGACAAAAUGAUCAACGACUUGAAUGCUGAAAGCAUUAGAACUGAACUUGAUCAAGAAAAGAAAGACCACACUAAGACCCAAUUGAUUAAAGGAAAGUACGAGAAUGAUAUCGCUGAAAUCAUAGUCAGAGCUGAAACAUUUGAGAAGAACGUCCAUAUGGCCGAACAAGAGAAGGUCAAGACUAUAAGAGAUUAUAAGGCUGCUUCUGAAGAAUUGAUGAGAACAAAUACAGAACUCGAUGAGAAACAAGACGAAUGCGAUAAACUUGAAGACGAUAUGUCCGAGAUGAAGACUGAAUUGGAGGCUCUUGAACAAGUUGCUAAGACUUAUAUCAUCACCACCAAAUGCAAAGAGACCGAGACUGUCUUGAGGAUAAAUAUAUAA